Lodderomyces parapsilosis is the source of this 516-nucleotide messenger RNA. It is a transcript of the gene ARC19, whose product is annotated as Arc19p. Lineage: Eukaryota; Fungi; Ascomycota; Pichiomycetes; Serinales; Debaryomycetaceae. Gene Ontology annotation, molecular function: actin filament binding. Gene Ontology annotation, biological process: actin filament polymerization; Arp2/3 complex-mediated actin nucleation. The record is from RefSeq and is a predicted model, not a curated record. The transcript is spliced from 2 exons. Gene Ontology annotation, cellular component: Arp2/3 protein complex; actin cytoskeleton. The coding region runs from base 1 to 516 and encodes 171 amino acids.
AUGUCACAAUCAUUAAAACCGUACUUGACUGCCGUCAGGUCCUCACUCACCGCCGCCAUAUGUUUACAAGAUUUUUCAUCUCAAUUGGUUGAACGUCACAAUAGACCGGAGGUGGAAGUGACUCGUGUACAUGAUCCUGAACUCAUCCUCAAUCCCAUGCAUAUUGCCCGUAAUGAAAAUGAAAAGAUUUUAAUUGAACCUAGUAUAAAUUCAGUUCGGGUAUCGAUCAAGAUAAAGCAAGCUGAUGAAAUUGAACAGAUUCUAGUGCAUAAAUUCACUCGAUUCUUGACUUCUAGAGCAGAGAGUUUUUUCAUUUUGAGGAGAGUUCCAAUUAAAGGGUAUGAUAUCAGUUUCUUGAUUACUAAUUUCCAUACCGAACAAAUGCUAAAGGAUAAAUUGGUUGAUUUUAUAAUUGAAUUUAUGGAGGAUGUUGACAAGGAGAUUAGUGAGAUGAAGUUGUUUUUGAAUGCCAGAGCUAGAGUUGUUGCUGAAUCCUUCUUGAUACCUUUUGAUUGA